GAAUCUGAUAAGAUUUAUUUCACAUUUCCUCUUGCAAAUCAUAGGAAAACCUACACUCACGCCUACUGUCAGAGCACCAUGCUGGAUACAAAUAGUUGGAUUUUUGGCUGCAUAAACAGCACAUCUAUGUGCCGGCAGGGGGUUGAUUUAUCAUGGAAAGCUGAGCUGCUGCCAACAAUUAAGUCUCUGACGUUACGACUCCAGGACUAUCCAUCCCUGUCCCAUAUUGUUGUCUACGUACCAUCUGUCCAUGGAAGUAAGUUUGUCGUAGAUUGUGAAUUCUUUAAAAAAGAAACAAGAUCCAUACAGCUUCCUGUAACUCACCUUUUUUCCUUUGGAUUGUCUUCAAGGAAGGUGAUACUAAAUAUGAGUGGCCUGUACUACAAUAUAGAGCUUCUGAACUUUGGGCAGAUAUACCAAGCGUUUAAAGUCAACGUGGUAAGCAAGUGCUCUGGAGGCAAAGAAGAAAUAACUAGUAUCUAUAAACUUCAUAUCCCCUGGUCUUAUGAAGAUUCACUCACCAUUGCACAGGUUCCAUCUUCCACAGAAAUUUCUCUGAAGCUUCAUGUUGCUCAGCCGGAAAAUGACAGCCACGUGGCAUUGUUAAAAAUGUACACGUCAUCUGACUGUCAGUAUGAGGUGACAAUUAAGACUUCCUUCCCACAAAUACUUGGACAGGUAAGAGAAACUCCAUGCAAGUUGGUUGAUUACUUAUUGCCUUGUGAUUUUGUAGGGAUUUCAGUCUUUUUCUGUAAACCA
Onychomys torridus (southern grasshopper mouse) is the source of this 759-nucleotide messenger RNA. RefSeq names its product GPI inositol-deacylase-like. The transcript has 10 exons. The record is from RefSeq and is a predicted model, not a curated record. The annotation marks the transcript as partial. Lineage: Eukaryota; Metazoa; Chordata; Mammalia; Rodentia; Cricetidae. Gene Ontology annotation, biological process: GPI anchor metabolic process; endoplasmic reticulum to Golgi vesicle-mediated transport. Gene Ontology annotation, cellular component: endoplasmic reticulum. Gene Ontology annotation, molecular function: phosphatidylinositol deacylase activity.